This is a messenger RNA of Malaya genurostris, 1492 nucleotides long. Its product is annotated as matrix metalloproteinase-18-like. Gene Ontology annotation, molecular function: metalloendopeptidase activity; zinc ion binding. The transcript has 4 exons. The record is from RefSeq and is a predicted model, not a curated record. Gene Ontology annotation, biological process: collagen catabolic process; extracellular matrix organization; proteolysis. Gene Ontology annotation, cellular component: extracellular matrix. Bases 6 to 1472 code for a protein of 488 amino acids. NCBI's taxonomy places the organism in Eukaryota, Metazoa, Arthropoda, Insecta, Diptera, Culicidae.
ACAAGAUGAGUACGUACGGAAUAUUUGUGCUCGUUGUUUUGAUUACGUGCGAGUUGUGUUCGAAUGCAGUAGUGCGAUGUGCGCCUUCCCCAACAUCGGCGAACGUGAGAUCUCUGGCAAGGAGCAAAAGUUCAGCUAAUAAUCAAACAACGCUGGACCCAACGGAGGCGCUCGAAAUUCCUCAAGUUUCCGAAUUGGAUGCGGAGAUCGUUCUCCGGGGACUUGGUUACAACGAGGUGGACGAAGUUGAUGGUCUGUCGAUCAGCCAAAGAAUGUCCGAUUCAUCGGAGAAGUCGCUGACGGAUCUGAUACGCAUUUUUCAGCGAGAGCACGGAUUGGACGAGAGUGGUGUCUUAGAUGACGACACCAAACUGGUGAUCGGAUCACCACAUUGCGGAUCGAAGAGAAGCUCAAAAACGGCAAAUGAUGUCUCAAAGUGGACUAAAAAGUCACUCACCUACAGGAUCCAUAAUUUUCCACGUGGCAAAUCGCCUGGCCCCAUUCGAAAAUUGUUAGCUCAAGCCUUUUCCGAGUGGAGUAAGGUUACAAACCUGGACUUCCAGGAGGUGGACACGGAAGAUUCCGAUAUCGAAAUUGGUUUUGGUGGGCAGGUGCAUCAUCAGCGGGGUGACAAAUGCAUGUUUGACGAUUCGAAAACACUGGCACAUGCCUAUUAUCCGGAGGUGGGCGAUAUUCACUUCAAUAGUCAGUACUUCUUCGAGGGUGAUACAUCGCUGACGGACUUCCUGGAUACGGCACUGCACGAAAUCGGUCAUUCUUUGGGACUGGAACACUCCAGUUCCAAAGCUUCACUAAUGCAUCCCACGGAAAGCAAUGGAUUUACGGAACCACAACCGAUGGAUGUUCAGAAAAUACAAGCUUUAUAUGGCGUACGCAGAGGUGGCCGGGCCACGGAAACUUCCGGUCCGAAACUAUGCACGUUAUCCAAGAUUGACGCUGCCAUUGAUGACGACAAUGGAAACGUCUAUUUUUUGGCGGGGAAUUACUUCUAUAAUGCAAAUAAAACUCGUUCCAAGGGAGAACUGAUCUCAAGCAAAUGGCCAGGUUUACCAGGUAACAUAGAUGCCGCUUUCCGAUAUUUGGAUGGUCGAAGUUACUUCUUCAAGGGGGACAAAUAUUGGCGUUUCAAGGGUAGCCGAUUGGAACCGGGACAUCCACGAUCAAUUAGGAAAGCUUUUCCGGGACUGCCCAGCAACUGCGACGCCAUGAUAGUCGACGGAGACGGUGACAUCUAUGCUUUCCGAGGAAAUCAAUACUGGGUCUACGAAACCAAGACCAAAAAGAUUAGCUCGUUAUCUCCUAGCAGCAUACGACUUCUUGGACUACCGAAUAACCUGGACGCUGCGUUGGACACGGAAACCACGAUAGGUGCCUUCAAAGGGACAAGCUACUAUGAAGCCCAAGUGAAUGGAAAGUUCCGAACGACCCACAGUUCGUUGCUGGUAUGUUAAUAAAAGUUUUCAAUUUAGAA